AUGGAACUUACCACUCUAGUGGUUGCAGCCAUUGUCUUUCUGGUGGCCUUCACCUUGUUUCGACGAACUGAUCCACGCCUGCCGCCCAGUCCCAUGCGACCCCUGCCUUUAGUGGGUCAUCUCUUCUACAUGGCCAGUGACCCCAGACCCCAGUUCAAAAACUUCAGGAAACAGUGUGGAGAUAUCUACAGCCUGUACUUCGGGAGCGCCCUGGUGGUUGUUCUCAACGGUUAUGACCUCAUCAAGGAGGCCCUGGUCAAGAACGCGGACGUCUUCUCUGACAGGCCACCAAUUUUCAUGGAUUUGGCAACUGGUAUAAAAGAAAAAGGAGUGUCAUUUUCUAAUGGAGACAUCUGGAAAGAACAAAGAACUGUCGGUUUGUCAAUCCUAAGAUCAUUCGGCAUGGGAAAGAAUCUUCUGGCCGAGAGGAUACAGGAAGAGGCUGUCUGUUUGGUGAACCAUCUGGCCACUCUCAAGGGGAAACCAGUAGACACCAGAAUCGUGACCAACAUAAGCACGUCCAACGUCAUCUGCUCUAUUCUGAUUGGUCAUCGAUUUGAAUACCAUGACAAGGACUUCCAAAACCUGAUGGCCAGAAUGGGGAUUUUAUUUUCAGAUCAGCAAAACGUAAGCCUGGUGAAUUUCUUUCCCUGGUUAAAGUAUCUUCCAGGAGAUUUCUUCCAGGCCAAGAGAAUCACGUCAAAUGUACAGGCAAUCCUGAAAAUGUUAAAGAAGUUCAUCGAAGAGAAAAGACGACAUAUUGAAGAUUCCAAUGAAGUGUGCAAUCUAAUCGAUGCUUACACAGUUGAAAUGAACAAGAAAAUUCAAUCUGGCAUACCGACUCUUCUCGACGAUGAAAGUUUAAUUAAGAUCAUGUUUGAGUUGUUCCUGGCAGGCACAGAGACCACUAGUACAACCAUCUACUGGUGUCUUCUGUACAUGCUCCACAACCCUCAGGUACAAGAUAAAGUGCAUCAAGAAAUUAAAGAAAAAAUCGGGACGAAUCGAGCACCUAGUAUCCAGGAUAAAACCCAGCUGGUCUAUCUCAACGCCGUCAUCACAGAAACACAGAGGCUUGCUAGUAUUGUUCCUCUGAGCGUGACCCACAUGUGCUCUGAGGAAGCGACCCUUAGAGGCUACACUAUACCCAAAGGAACUUCCAUUAUCCCAAACCUGGACUCUGUCCUGCACGACAAGGCCACCUGGGGAGAAGACGCCGACUGUUUCAGACCUGAACGAUUCAUUGACAAAAGCGGGAAACUCAACGUCCCUGAGGAGUUUAUUCCCUUCGGCAAUGGACGACGUGUUUGUUUGGGGGAGGCCAUUGCUAAGAUGGAACUGUUCUUAUUCCUGGCGUAUAUGUUCCAGAGGUUCCAGUUCCUUCCAGUAAACCCGGGGAAACUGCCAGGGUUGGAUUAUGAGUGCGGGCUGGUCACGGCCCCUAAAGCAUACGACAUCAGAGUUGUUGAAAUCAAAUAA
This is a messenger RNA of Candidula unifasciata, 1479 nucleotides long. The record is from the annotation of a GenBank genome assembly. Lineage: Eukaryota; Metazoa; Mollusca; Gastropoda; Stylommatophora; Geomitridae.